GUUUCGGCGGUGCCUGUUGUGGAAAUUCCCUUAUUCUGCCAUUAUAAACGCGGUGUUUACAAUUCAGACACAAGUCGGCAGCGGAGCACAGCGGUUGCAACGCAUAUGGAGCGUCCGGUAAAUCACAAUAUGUAGGCAGGCUGGCAGCCGGAGAGAGCGGUGAAAUCGCGCGGGGUUUAAAUGGGAAACCUGAUGGGUAGCUGGAGGUACAGGGACCCAAGCACGGUGGAGGAAUGCGACUCGACCUGGGAGACAGACUCGGAAAGCGACGAGCCGCAGCCAGGAGAGGAAGACAGCGGGAUAUCGGAGUCCAUCAGCCCGACAGAUUCGGGGAAGUGUGCCGAGCAGUUGGUCUCUCCGCAGCAGCUUGGCGACUCGCAGGAAUCCACCGCUAAAAUGAAACGGAGCUUUUACGCAGCCAAGGACUUGUACAAGUAUCGCCACAACUACCCGAACUACAAGGAGCCCAGGCAGCCCACUGAGUACCGAAAUCUGAGGUUCUACAUGAACAAGAUCCCCCUGGUCCCCGACGGCAUUUACAUUGAAGAAAUUCUGAACAAAUGGAGAGGAGACUAUGAACAACUGGAGCACAACCACACGUACAUCCAAUGGUUGUUCCCACUGCGAGAGCAAGGCCUGAAUUUCUAUGCCCAGGAGCUAACUCAGGUUGAGAUUAAGGAGUUCCAGAGCACCAGGGAGGCCAAGCGACGCUUUCUGCUGGCGUACACCGUCAUGCUGGACUUCUUCGGCAUCGCGCUCCUCGACAAGAACGGCAACGUGAGCAGGGCCCCCAACUGGCAAGACCGCUUCCAGCACCUCAACGAGUCUCAGCACAACUACCUGCGCAUCACACGCAUCCUGAAGAGCCUGGGGGAGCUGGGGUUCGAGAGCUUCAAGCCUCCGCUGGUGCGCCUCCUGCUGGAGGAGGCGCUGGUGGAGGGCACCCUGCCCAACAUGCUCCACAGCGCGCUGGAGUACUUUGUUUACACGCUGCGGGACCGCGCCCAGAGGAGGGAGCUGCUCCGAUUCGCCCAGCAGCACUACCAGCCCCCCGAGAACUUCAUCUGGGGGCCCCCCAGGAGGAAGAGGGGGCCCGCGGCCGUCAAACCCGGCGCCGAGCAGGACAAGAGCACCGCCAAAACCAGGUCCGCCAAGGAGGAUGCUGGGAAGGGCCCCGCCUCCCCGGAGACAGAGGGAGUCCAGGGAGAAGCGGAGGAGGAGGAGGAGGAGGAGGAGGAGGAAGGUAGCCUGGGGGCGUGGAACGCGCGGAAAAGGGAGGAACAUUCCGCCAAAUGCUCGCCAGAAGGAAAGGGGGAGGGGAAAAGCCAGGGAGACAGGAAGGAGCACGCAGACCCCGCCCCCCUGUAAGCCAGGAACGCUCAGGAUUCUGGGAUUGGGAGUGUGAAUCUCCCGUAGCAAUACCAUCCCACGCCUUGCCCCCCAACACCCCCACCCCGCCCCCUUCUUUAGGAACACCUCUACGUGCCCAGUGUCUAGGAGUUAAAGUGUUGAUAACCUCUAAUAACCUUUUAGCUGUAGUUCUUACCUGAAUCCACCUUGUCCGCUAAGGAACAUUAGCACACAGAAUGGUGAUGGGGUGCCUGAGUGUACACCCCCUGUGUUGAGUAUUGCACCUUUGACUAUACUGUCUUCCAUUAUAGAGAUGUUUGUCACGGUUUCAGCGUUGGUAUAUUUGCAAGCUGCUAUGUAACCCCACGACCUCCGUCAAAUGCCUUGUGCUUUAUGGGUUUUCCACCCCCUCCAUUUCUUUAGCGGCUUCUUAUAGAUACAUGUAGUGGUGAACCUUGAAGUAUAAUCGUCAGGUAUUGGUCGUCUGCCAGAUAGAACAGUUCACCUGAGUCUGUGCAUUUGUGGGAGUGUAAGUUUUCUAAAAUAUGGAAGUGCCUCCUUUUUAUAUGUGUCACGUUUGAGUACAAAUACUGGAGCCUAGCUGCCUGACCCAUUUUAAUGGGGUUGAGCCGAAAUGGCGGGUCGUCUUUCUUUUUACUCCUGUUCUUCCGAGAUUAUUCAAGUAUCAGAGGAGGAGGAGCUGCUCCUGUCCUUCAGAACCGUGCCGUGCUAAACGAAGGCUCUCCCUCCUCACCCGUGGGCACAGCAGCUGGGAGUGAGUCCCACGGUGCCCACGUCCUGCCUGUUUCAGGGGAAUGUGAGUGUGCCAGGUUGCCCAUGUCCUGCCUGUUUCAGGGGGAUGUGAGUGUGCCAGGGUGCCCACGUCCUGCCUGUUUCAGGGGGAUGUGA
This is a messenger RNA of Anguilla rostrata (American eel), 2259 nucleotides long. It is a transcript of the gene ogfrl1, whose product is annotated as opioid growth factor receptor-like 1. The transcript is spliced from 7 exons. Gene Ontology annotation, cellular component: membrane. The record is from RefSeq and is a predicted model, not a curated record. NCBI's taxonomy places the organism in Eukaryota, Metazoa, Chordata, Actinopteri, Anguilliformes, Anguillidae. Gene Ontology annotation, molecular function: opioid growth factor receptor activity. Bases 181 to 1368 code for a protein of 395 amino acids.